AUGCGUAUAUGUAUUGUCUGCAUGUGUUAUACGUGUCGUCUCAUUAUUGUGCUUUCGCUUUUCGUCGCCGUUAUUUUGGACAAUCUGGAAUUGGAAGAAGAUGUUAAAAUGAUUCGACAAUUGAAAACGCGUGAAGCGAGUGCUGAAACACAGCAGAAAUUGCCAUGGCGUCUUCGCGUUUUCGAACGUUUUCCUGAUCAUCCACAAAUGAUCGAACUUUCACGUUUACCACACGAUUUUAUCAUCCCAAAGAUUCGCGAUAGUUUCAUGCGACAAUUCCUCAGUCAAGACGACAUUUAUUCUUACCCAUUAGAACUUUCGAUGAAUGCUUAUAGUAAAAAGCAUGCAGUGAAAACAUUACAUGUUCCCGAACAUCGGCCAACAGGUGAAAGUAUGAAACGAACAGCUGUAUCGAACAUAAUCAGGAGUGCAAGUAAUCAACGACUUUUAAGUGGCGAUGCAAGUCAAGUGCAAUUGGCUAGUAUGGGUGAUAAUAAAAUAUCCGCUUUUGUUCAACAGAAUAAAAUUCGAAUGGAUCGAAAAAAUUCUAUGCGUCGAUCAGGUUAUCGACCGAAGCCAGUACAUAUGGUUCGUGAAAAUGGAGAUGUUAGUGGGUUACAAGGUCGAAAUCAGGAUGAUUAUGAUAUCAAAGUGUUUCAAUAUCGUAAACAACAAGCUGAAUUGAAACGAAAUCAACAAGAAGAAGAUCUUCGGGAAAAUCAUCCUUACUUUGAUACGCCGCUCUUUGCCAUCGCCAGAGAGGGCAAUUUCCGAAAGUUUUGUCAACUCGUUGUCGAAGCUCGAUACAAUGCUAUUCCCAAAGAUCGUCUUGGACAAGAACAGAAAAUGAGCCGGUACAAACAGGGAAAUAAAUUUCUCGGCUUGGUUACUUAUCUUGACUGGAUUAUGAUCUUAGUGACCAUUCUAUCCGCCGUUAGUAUGUCAUUCGAAACCCCAACGAAUCGAGUGGUUGAGCAACCUUUACUACAAAUUGCCGAAUACACGUUUGUUAUCUGUAUGAGUGUUGAGUUAACAUUGAAAGUCUUUGCGCAUGGAUUAUUUUUCACACCGAAAGCGUUAAUUCGAGAUAUUGGUGGAGCAAUCGAUGUUGCCGUGUUCUUUGUUGGUCUGAUAUAUCUCUGUUGGUUGCCACAGAGUGUUCCAUCGAAUAGUGUCGCUCAAUUUCUUAUGCUGCUUCGAUCAACACGACCAUUGCGAAUCUUUAUUCUUGUGCCAGAUAUGAGAAAAGUCGUCUACGAAGUUUGUCGAGGUUUUAAAGAAAUUCUUCUUGUAUCGAUUUUGUUGGUUGUGCUGAUGUUCAUCUUUGCUAUCUAUGGUGUCCAGAUUAUCGGUGGACAACUAGCUCGUUGUAACGAUCGACAGCACUAUACAGAUCAAACAUCAUGUAAGGGAACGUUUUGGAGAGAACUCUAUGUAUCGAAAAUGAAUGUCAGUGGAAAUGAUCCAGUUAUGUUAGUACCGCGUGUCUGGGCAAAUCCACAUAAUUUUAAUUUCGAUUAUAUUGGAAGUGCUAUGCUAGCUUUGUUCGAAGUACUUUCACUCGAAGGCUGGUUAGAAAUUCGAGAUAUCAUCAUGGACCGCAUGGGCGCGGAACAUGCCAUCUUCGUUCAUAUUUUCGUCUUUAUUGGCACAUUGAUCGGAUUAACCUUAUUCGUUGGUGUCGUUAUCGCGAAUUAUUCCGAAAACAAAGGUACGGCUUUGUUAACUGUCGACCAACGUCGUUGGAUGGAUUUGAAAGGCCGUAUUAAAUUAGCUCAACCAUUACGUACACCACCACGACCUAAAAAUAGCAAAUUUCGUUCUUAUAUCUUUGAUAUAACUCAAAAUCGGUUGUUCAAAAAGUCUUCCGCCGCUCUUGUCUUGUUUAAUUGUGCAUUACUUUACAAACCAUGGAAAGCAAACGAACGAAUUACUCAGAUAUCAGCAUUGAUCUCCUCGCUAUUCACAUUUCUGUUUCUUGUUGAAGCAGUCAUGAAAUGCAUCGCUUUGGGCUUUGUUGGUUACUGGCAGUCACGUCGAAAUCGAUUCGAUUUGUUAGUAACGAUAUUGGGUAUCGGAUGGAUUGUGUUAAAUUUUAUAUCCUUCGGUAAAAGUGAUCUGCAAGAAUUUAGUAACACAUUCGGAUUUACUGUUAUUAUUCUUCGAUUUUUUACUAUUGCUGGUAAACACGCAACACUGAAAAUGCUGAUGUUGACGAUUAUUGUAUCUUUUUUCAAAUCGUUCUUCAUUAUCCUCGGCAUGUUCUUACUCAUGUUAGUAUACGCAUUUGCAGGCGUUAUGCUUUUCGGUUCUGUUAAAUUCGGCCCUGAACUUGGUCGCCAUGCGAAUUUCAAAAAUGUACCCAAUGCCAUCGUUCUUCUCAUGAGAAUCGUGACAGGUGAAGAUUGGAAUAAGAUCAUGCAUGAUUGUAUGGUCGUUCCACCACGAUGUACACGCGGAAUCUCUUAUUGGGAGAGUGAUUGUGGCAAUUCCACGGCUUCAAUUCUUUACUUUUGUUCAUUUUAUAUCAUCAUUACUUAUAUCGCUCUUAAUCUUCUUGUGGCUAUCAUUAUGGAAAACUUCUCGUUGUUUUAUUCGAAUGAAGAGGAUGCCUUGCUGAGUUACACGGAUAUUCGACAUUUUCAAACAGUAUGGAAUAUGAUCGAUACAGGAAGGAAAGGCAUCAUACCGGCGAGACGUGUGAAAUUUUUAUUAAGGUUGCUACGAGGACGAUUGGAAGUCGAUGCAGAAAAACUUUACAAACAUAUGUGUUAUGAAAUUGAGAAACUGAAUAACGGGAACGAUGUUACAUUUCAUGACGUACUCAAUAUGCUGGCCUAUCGAUCGGUUGAAAUUCGUAAAUCUUUACAAUUCGAAGAGUUAUUAGCACGCGAAGAGCUAGAAUAUCUCAUCGAAGAAGAAGUUGCCAAGCUAACGAUACGUAAUUGGUUAAACAAAUGUUUAAAACGAAUUAAAACCAAAGAUCAGACUAAUGUGAUCAAAAGUUUACAGCGCAGCAACGAACUAGCAUUCUUUCGCGAAGCACAAGCAUUAACAACAAGCGAAACGCUAAAGAAAGCAGUAGAGAGUGCAGCUGCAGAAGACGAUCAACAACAACAACAACAGCAACAACAAUCUGCGCAAUCACAACAAGCUCAAAAGGAUGGUACAAAAAGAAAACUCGAUCGAACAAUAACAUUGCCGACACCUUCGACUGAAAAUUCAAAUUAUCGCACGCCAGCUGGAGCGCGUGAAACUCCUGUCGAACCGAAAGGACCACGACGGCAAGCGCAUCAACAGUUGCAGCAAAAUAUAAGUGCUAGUCUCAGUGGUGACGAACCGUAUCCAUGGCGUCCUUGGCAAGCAAGUAAUUUUAAUAAUGCACGUAAAGAUGUCGAAUCAUGGUGGACAAAUCAGUUUCAAAUGACAACAUAA
Adineta ricciae is the source of this 3435-nucleotide messenger RNA. Lineage: Eukaryota; Metazoa; Rotifera; Eurotatoria; Adinetida; Adinetidae. The record is from the annotation of a GenBank genome assembly.